UGAAGCUUAUGACUUUUUAAAAACCAAAUAAGUUAAUAAGUUGUUUCAAAAAGCUAGCCAGAGAAGCUGACGUCCCCCUAAAGCUAUCCCUAUUUUCACUCUCUAAACCCUAAUUCUCCUCUCACAAUCUCCUUCUAUCAGUGUAAUACAGAUAACACGAGACAAGGGGUUUCAGGUUGAAAUAAAAUAAAGAGAUUAUAGGAAGGAAGGAAGGAAGGAGCGGAGCGGAGUUGGUUGGGAAAGAAGAGAAGAGCAGAGCAAUGGAGGAUGAUGAAGGAAUGAGGGGUUUUUUUCCGGCAUCCUUCGGCAAGAAAUCGAAAUCCCAAACCCCAGUCGAAUCAAUUCACAAGGCCACUCGCCGCCCCCCCGAGCCCUCUGAUUCGCAUCGGCAAAACCCUAAACCUAGUACUCCUGAUGAUGAUGAUACGUUAAUUGGGCCUCCUAGACCUCCUCCUCCUCCUGCUGAGGAUGAGGAUGAGGACGAUGAGCCUAUCAUUGGCCCACCACGCCCUUCGGCGGCUUCUGAUAGCGACGGGGACGAGCUACACCGUAUACCUCUCAGCAACGAGAUUGUUUUAAAAGGCCACACCAAGGUUGUUUCUGCUCUUGCAAUUGACCAUUCUGGAUCUAGGCUUCUUUCUGGAAGCUAUGAUUACACAGUUCGUAUGUAUGAUUUUCAAGGAAUGAAUGCCCGCCUGGAAUCAUUUAGACAACUUGAACCCUCUGAAGGACACCAAGUUCGCAGUAUAAGCUGGAGUCCCAGUGCUGACAGAUUUUUGUGUGUUACUGGCUCUGCACAAGCUAAGAUAUAUGACCGUGAUGGACUCACACUCGGAGAGUUUAUAAAAGGCGAUAUGUAUAUCCGUGACCUUAAGAAUACCAAAGGCCACAUAACUGGAUUGACAUGUGGAGAAUGGCAUCCAAAAACUAAAGAGACCAUCUUAACCUCUUCGGAGGAUGGUUCGUUACGCAUAUGGGAUGUCAAUGACUUCACUUCUCAAAAGCAGGUCAUCAAACCCAAACUUGCAAGGCCCGGGAGGGUUCCUGUUACCACCUGCGCUUGGGAUCCUCAAGGGAACUCACUUGCAGGCGCCAUUGGUGAUGGCUCUAUACAGAUAUGGAGUAUAAAGCCUGGAUGGGGAAGUCGACCAGACAUUUAUCUACCCAAUGCUCACUCAGAUGAAAUAUCUGGUCUUAAAUUUUCUAGCGAUGGCCAGAUAUUACUCUCCAGAAGUUUUGAUGCUUCAUUAAAGGUGUGGGAUUUACGUCAGAUGAAAACGUCACUAAAGUCAUUUGAGGAACUUCCCAAUCACUAUGCACAAACUAAUGUGGCGUUUAGUCCAGAUGAACAGCUGAUAUUAACAGGAACGUCUGUUGAAAGGGAUAGUACAACUGGGGGGUUGCUAUGCUUUUUUGAUAGACAAAAACUUGAGGUUGUUUCAAAAGUAGGGAUAUCACCCACUUGCAGUGUUGUGCAGUGUGCUUGGCACCCGAAACUCAAUCAGAUUUUCGCAACUGCAGGUGAUAAACACCAAGGUGGGACCCACAUAUUAUACGACCCUACGCUGAGUACAAGGGGUGCUCUGGUGUGUGUUGCUCGUGCGCCUAGGAAAAAGUCUAUUGAUGAUUUCCAGGCUGAGCCUGUGAUUCACAACCCACAUGCACUUCCGUUAUUUAGAGACCAACCGAGCCGCAAGCGUCAACGUGAGAAAAUUUUGAAAGAUCCACUCAAGUCUCAUAAGCCCGAAGCUCCAAUGAAUGGCCCCGGGUUUGGUGGUAGGGUAGGUGUAACUAAGGGAAGCUUGUUGACACAGUAUCUUCUCAAGCAAGGUGGCAUGAUUAAAGAAACAUGGAUGGAUGAAGAUCCAAGAGAGGCUAUAUUGAAGUAUGCUGACGUGGCAGAAAAAGAUCCAAAAUUCAUUGCUCCAGCUUAUGCUGAUACUCAACCUAAACCUGUUUUUGCAAAGUCUGAUUCUGAGGACGAAGAAGACAAGUGAUCGAUCAUCUAUCUAUCUAGGUAAGUGUCUAUUUAUGGUUAGAUAUUAUUUUGAAAUAAAUCAAAAUGUGCCAGCAGAUACAAAGUUUAGAUAACACCAUCUAUAGGUCUCUAGUCUCCUUAUAUAGGCGCUGGCUGGCAGUGAUUGAUUAUAUAACACUUGUAUAAGGAAGGAAGGAUGGCAAUCAGCCUGCUGGGGUUUGUAUUUUCGUCUAAUUGUAAAACCAGUGAUAUCGAGAAUUCAGCUAAUCUUGAUAUUAUAUUCAUCACUAGAGAUCCUAAAAGUUGAAUAUUUCGCUAUCAUUUUAACAGUUUCAAAUUUAAAUUCAUGUGGUUUUUAAUUUC
Helianthus annuus (common sunflower) is the source of this 2341-nucleotide messenger RNA. RefSeq names its product WD repeat-containing protein 70. Gene Ontology annotation, cellular component: site of double-strand break; nucleus. Gene Ontology annotation, molecular function: protein binding. NCBI's taxonomy places the organism in Eukaryota, Viridiplantae, Streptophyta, Magnoliopsida, Asterales, Asteraceae. The transcript has 7 exons. The record is from RefSeq and is a predicted model, not a curated record. Gene Ontology annotation, biological process: regulation of DNA double-strand break processing. The coding region runs from base 261 to 1997 and encodes 578 amino acids.